Penicillium vulpinum is the source of this 2757-nucleotide messenger RNA. RefSeq lists its product as uncharacterized. The record is from RefSeq and is a predicted model, not a curated record. The coding region runs from base 1 to 2757 and encodes 918 amino acids. The transcript has 6 exons. NCBI's taxonomy places the organism in Eukaryota, Fungi, Ascomycota, Eurotiomycetes, Eurotiales, Aspergillaceae.
AUGUCUGAUCCUUUCUCUGCCGCCGGUAGCGCUGUUGGUAUUAUCUCACUCGGUCUGCAAGUCUGUGGGGAGAUUGUUUCAUAUUGCCAGAGAUGGCGGGGUUUCGACGAUGAUAUCCAAAAUCUCAGUCAGAAAGCCAAUGGACUUUGUGUAUCACUGAGAUAUUUGGAAAAACUGAUCGAAGACAUCCGCACUGCUGACCCUGUCAUUGCGAGCGACCUUGAAGAGAAGAUGAAGAGCAUCGAACAUGCGAUGAAACGGCUCAAGAGAGCGGUAGAUCGAUAUUCAUCUCCCGCAUCCAACACAGACCCAUUCCGGUCCCAGAUCAAAAAGGCGGCAUAUCCAUUCCGAAAGGAUGGGUUACGUGACAUGGCAAGUGAUCUAGAGAGUGUGCAGGGAAUGCUCAAUACGGCGUUACAUAUCUAUUCGGCACAAAGCAGUCGAACUGCACUGAUGGCGAUGGGGAACUUGACUCGAGAGAUACAGAAAAUGCAAUUGGCCAUCCAAGAUCAGCCAAGGCAAUAUAUGCAACCGCCAAGCUCACUACAGUCAUGGGAUGCCCAAAACGAACAGUUGAGCUCAUCUUUGCAAAUCGGCAUGCAAGUUGGCCAAAUGAUAAACACCACUUCUGUCGAAACCAACCAUGGUGGAACCUGCUCGUAUUCAUGCAGAACAAAAACAGCCUGUGGAGCAUCAACUACUUGCCAGAAUUGCAAUCUGGCGAAGACUCGAUCUAAAUCUCAUUCACGCCAACUCUACAAGCAAACAGAAGUCAUCAAGCUAUCUUACUCCUAUUGUAGUACUAUGAUAGGCCUUGCUAUCCGAGCCUCGUUCUCGCUCACAAGGGGAGCUGGGGGGUAUUCGAUUGCCCCUUUGCUAUAUUUACAGCCUUUAGUGCACAAAGAUGAUAGUCAAGGAUACCGUAUUUUAUCUGAGUUGGACAGGAUUAAAUAUGUAACAACAGAUGAGUUUGGAUUAGCCAUCGAUCGCACGAUACAACAAUUGCAAGAAGCAUUCGAUCUACAGAAGGCAACUCCAUUUGAAGUGACUUGGACUUCCUCCAAGACCGAGAUUUCAACUUUCGAUUGUGCUUUCCUUUAUUUUCCGAUCGGAGUGUCAGAUCCGAUGGAUCGGAUGGGGCACUAUUCCAGACUUCUCAUCUUCUUAUUGGACUGUGGUUCCAGGCCAGGCCAUGGGUCAGAAUUUGUGUUAUCCCAUCUUGGGAAUGACCUCGCUCUUUUCGGGCAAUACGCUUUGCGAUCGCGGCUAUCCGAACUGGACUUUUUCCUCACCAUCUACCCUCCUCGUUCUCCAGUCGAGAAACAGGAUAUGCGGGACCUGAUUUCCCGAGGAGAUGACUCAAUAAAAAUACCAAAUAUUGUGUGGGCAAUUCUCACAGAGUCGGAAGAUGUAUUAAGAGAUGCCCUCAACUCAGGAGCUUCCCCAAAUGACGUAAUACACGGUUACCCUUUGAUUGAUUAUGCAUUUGGGUGGCCAAAAGGGAUUCAGAUCUUAAUAGAAGCAGGCGCAACUCCAAAUGCCCCUCAUUAUAGCUUCCCUUAUGUUGAAGACAACGACAACGAGGAUACUUAUCAUUCCAUCAAGCUUCUCCUCGACGCUGGAUGGCCAUUGAGUUGGUGGAGUAUUUCAGAAUGCCAAAGUGUCGAAGGCAGCAGCAAAAUAAAAUCACUUCUCAUCAAUGAAUUAGCUGCACGCUAUCAGAGACUUUGGCAUUUGGCCAAGGCUUAUUUCCCCACUAGUCAACUUCCGAAAUUGAUCUCAGAAGACGAGAAGACGGGCGAAACUUCAAUACUCGAUAUACACGCCAAGGAGAUAUAUGACCGACUGGUAGACCGAGGGAUAUCCAUUGAUCUAACCCUACAGUUUGAUAAAGAAUCUGUUUAUCAUUUCCCACUCUUCUCUGCUGAGACGCUAGAGGAACUAUACCAAAGCGGCUUCAAGGGCGUUACCCAACUAGACUCCCGAGGGGUUAUGCCUCUCAUGAUCGGAGCUGACGAUAUGGGAGAGGGUAUAAAGCGAAUGGCUUGGCUGGUUUCAAAAGGUGUGGAUCCAUAUCAGGAAGUAUCAGGAACCAGUGCAAGUGAAGCACAUUCUCUCGGGUUGCUGAUUAUUAAUUAUUUCUUGCACAAUGUCAUCUAUUCCAGUCGACUCAAGUUAGAACCCCACAAAGAAUAUCGAGCUUGGAAACAGAAUGUCUUGGAAUCCGGGAAGGAGGGUUUUCUCCUUCCUUCUGUCCAGGAUGGAUGUGUCUGCGCGUGCUCUCCCGGCGGGUGUACUACGAUGUCGGUAUUGUUACGACAUAUCGUCCGUUUGUUUUCCACCCACAAGAUUGAAGAACCCAGCUUUUGGUUCCGAGAGUUAAUCCAAUUCUUCCUUUGGUGGACCAGAGAAGAUACGGAAAUUGGCUGGGAGGUGAUCCGAUUUCUGACCUUUGAUGCAUUGGGUCUGAACCAUUCGUGUUGCAUCGAAACAGAAGGUUUAAAAAUAAUGGAACUCGAAAAACUUCUCGAUGAACUCAAGAUCAAGUUCGAUGAUCUUGGUCUCUCUGUGAUGGAAUUUUUGGAAGGAUACUGGUAUACUCGUAUGAUCGAUGUUCUCUCCCAACGCGAUCCCUACGAUGAGGAAUAUUCCAUUGAAUUAAGACGAAUUGGCGUUGAUCUGGAACUGGAUGAGGGUGAUGUCCAUGACAGGGCAUCUCUGCUUAUUGGCUUAAGGGUGCGUGAAGUCAGUGCAUAG